Messenger RNA from Nematolebias whitei (Rio pearlfish), 2364 nucleotides. It is a transcript of the gene phex, whose product is annotated as phosphate regulating endopeptidase homolog, X-linked. Gene Ontology annotation, molecular function: metalloendopeptidase activity. Lineage: Eukaryota; Metazoa; Chordata; Actinopteri; Cyprinodontiformes; Rivulidae. The transcript is spliced from 22 exons. Gene Ontology annotation, biological process: protein processing. Gene Ontology annotation, cellular component: plasma membrane. The record is from RefSeq and is a predicted model, not a curated record. The coding region runs from base 1 to 2238 and encodes 745 amino acids.
AUGGAGCUGGAACAUUUAGGUGGUGGUGGGGUUAAACCAGAGAGGGGCACCAAUCGUCUCUACAAAAUAGCUCUGGUCAUGUGUGUGUGUAUCUGUGCUGCUCUACUGCUGGCUCUCAUACUGGUUUCUCAGAAAUCCAGCCAAGAACAGUUCUGUCUAACUCCAGAAUGCAUCGAAGCAGCUGGGUCUAUUUUAAGUAAGAUGGAUCAGUCUGUUGACCCUUGUCAAGACUUUUACACAUUCUCUUGUGGUGGUUGGUUAAAGGAGAACCCCAUUCCUGAAGAUUCAUCCUCAUAUGGCAUCUACCCGUGGCUGCGACAGCAAGUGGACUUAAAACUCAAAGAGUUACUAGAGGCACCUUCGGAUGCUGAUGAGCUACAGGCUGUAACCAAAGCUAAAAUCCUCUACCGCUCCUGUAUGAAUGAAACAAUACUGGAGAAGCUGGAUGCCAAACCAUUGCUGAAAACACUGAAACAGCCCGAGUUCCGUUGGCCUGUGGUGGGGGAUGGGCGUGGCGGGGAGUAUCAGUGGUCACAGAGUCAGUGGAGUCUCCUUAAGACCCUGGCAGAGAUGAGAAACCAGCACAGCAAGAGUGUCCUGAUACGCCUGUACGUCUCUCCUGAUGACAGAAACUCCUCACACUACAUCAUCAAGCUAGACCAGGCUUCGUUGUCUCUGCCUUCCAAGGAAGACUACACCACCAACACUUCCUCUGCUCUCGCGAAUCGCGCUGCCUUGCUCAGUCUCAUGGUGGACAUGGCCGUCAUGCUCGGCGCCUCAGAGAAAGCAGCACAGGCUCAGAUGGAAACGGCUCUUGCAUUUGAGACCAAAGUGGCUCAUAUCCUGAUUCCUUAUGAAAACCGCACCAGCGAGGCCAUGUACAACAGAUACACACUUUCCCGGCUGCAGAGCUCCUUACCACAGUUCGACUGGCUCAGUUUUGUGAAAGCUGUGGUGGAGGCUGAUGAUGAUCCAGAUCGGAUCAUUUCCUCAUCCGAGCCCAUCAUUGUCAGAACUCCCAAGUACUUCAAGGACCUCAUGAAGCUCAUCAACACCACAGAGCCCAGGACAGUAGCUAACUACGUCCAAUGGAGGAGCGUCUUUUCCAGGAUCACCACUUUGAGCCGUCGAUUCCUCUACAGAUACCUGGACUAUGCUCGGAUCACCACUGGGACCACCUCUCUGACCCCUCGCUGGGACAAGUGUGUCAACUACGUUGAGAACUCCCUAGCUUACGCCACCGGGCGCCUUUUUGUCAACACCCACUUCCAGGAGGACAAGAAACAUAUGAUGGAAGAGCUGAUUGAUGGUGUUCGAUGGGCAUUUACUGACAUGUUGAAGAAAGAGAAUGAUUGGAUGGACCAAGAAACUAAAAAGAGAGCCAUUGAGAAGGCUCAUGCAGUCCUGGCUAAGGUUGGAUAUCCAGAGUUUAUUUUGAACGAUACGUACCUCUGUGAAGAUCUACAGCAGCUAGAGUUCAAUGAAAAGGAUUACUACGGUAAUGUGAUGCAGACACUGACCUUCAUCGCCCAGGCUGACAUCUCGUGGCUGCGAAAGAGCGUCCCACGAUCAGAGUGGUUUACAAACCCAACAACCGUGAACGCCUUCUACAGUUCCUCAACAAAUCAAAUCAGAUUCCCUGCUGGAGAGCUCCAGAAACCUUUCUUCUGGGGUAGAGAGUAUCCAAGAUCUUUAAGUUAUGGUGCCAUUGGGGUGAUAGUUGGGCAUGAGUUAACUCACGGCUUUGACAAUAACGGUCGCAAAUAUGACAAAAAUGGUAAUCUGGACCAGUGGUGGAGUAUGUCAUCAGUGGCGGCCUUCACUGAGAAGACUCAGUGUAUGAUUGAUCAGUACAACGACUACUACUGGGAGGAAUCUGGCCUGAAUGUGCGCGGUAAGAGAACACUAGCAGAAAACAUAGCAGACAACGGGGGAAUAAGAGAAGCAUUCAGGGCUUACAGGCGGUGGGUGGAUGAGAGCAGAGGAGGUGUGGAGGAGCCUCUGCUGCCAGGAGUGGAGUUGAGCAACAAUCAACUGUUUUUCCUGAGCUACGCACAUGUUAGAUGUAAUUCCUAUAGACCAGAAGCAGCCAGAGAGCAGAUUCAGAAUGGAGCUCACAGUCCACCAAAAUACAGAGUCAUUGGAGCCAUGAGUAACUACAAGGAGUUCCAGAAAGCGUUCAACUGUCCCGAGUCAUCAGUGAUGAACCGAGGAGCCCAGUCCUGCCGGGUGUGGUGAUCUCUGACCACACUUUGACACAAAAACUCUGACCAUAGGGCUUGACAACAUUACCAAGACUGUUCCCACGGUGAAGGAAAACUAAAGGCAUGGGUUGUUCUCUUUGAAACUCACUGAAGUAUGUGU